UUUAGCGUCGCUACAAGUUAAGCUAAAGUAUUCCACGGCGGCAUACGGUAAAUGUUUUUAUCACUACUCAUACAUACUCAUACAAACUCACUAAGCCUGGGCUGUAAAAAAUGGACAAAAUCACAACAAAUAGUUCAAGUAGCCAUGCGUAAAGUAAGCGCAACGCUAAGUAAUUUUGUCGUCGUGUCUUGGCAUUAAACAGUUGAUCAAAGUUACUCUAUAAAUGUGAUGUUGCUGGUCUCAAUAUUUUAAAACACGUAUCUGGAAAUAAACAAUGUCCACUCAGAAAGGGCCAAAGCCCUCCGUUCGCUUUGGUCAGGUAGUCAUUGGACCACCAGGCUCUGGUAAAACAACUUAUUGCCAAGGGAUGCAGCAGUUUUUAACUGGUUUGGGACGAAAAGUGAUCGUGGUGAACAUGGACCCUGCGAACGAGGGUCUCCCGUACCCUUGUGAGGUGGACGUCUCUGAGCUGGUCACUCUGGACGAUGUCAUGGACGGUUUGAAACUUGGACCUAAUGGAGGACUCCUGUACUGUAUGGAGUAUUUACAAGCAAACCUGGACUGGCUUGAAAAGAAGCUCAGUAAACACAGUGACUGUUAUUUUCUAUUUGAUUGUCCUGGACAAGUAGAGCUAUACACGCACCAAAGCUCUGUAAAAGAUAUAUUCACACAGUUGGGCAAGUGGAAUUUCAGGUUGACAGCCGUGCAUCUUGUGGACUCUCAUUACUGCACUGACCCAGCCAAAUUCAUCUCUGUGCUCUGCACCUCUCUGUCCACCAUGCUGCAUGUGGAGCUUCCUCAUGUCAACGUUCUCUCCAAAAUGGACAUAAUUGAGCAAUAUGGCAAACUUGCAUUCAAUCUCGACUUCUAUACAGAAGUUAUGGACUUGUCAUAUCUUCUUGACCAUCUUGCUUCAGACCCAUUCUUUAAGAAAUUUCGACAUCUUAAUGAGAAGUUGGCAGAAGUCAUUCAAGACUACAGCCUGGUGUCUUUUGUACCUCUUAAUGUACAGGAUAAAGAAAGCAUGAUUCAGGUCUUACGAGCAGUGGACAAGGCCAACGGCUACUGCUUUGGUGAUUUGGAGGAGAGAAAUCUGCAGGCCAUGAUGUCAGCAGCUGUGGGGGCAGACUUCCAGUUUGACUCGACACUUGGAGUGCAAGAGAGAUAUGUUGAAACCAGCAAAAAGAGUGUGGAAGAAGAAAUGAUGGAACUGUAAAAUGUAAUAUUAAAAAAAAAUGUAAAAACUG
Molecule: messenger RNA, 1247 nt
Organism: Boleophthalmus pectinirostris (great blue-spotted mudskipper)
Lineage: Eukaryota; Metazoa; Chordata; Actinopteri; Gobiiformes; Gobiidae
Gene: gpn2
Product: GPN-loop GTPase 2
Exons: 5
Coding region: 275-1216 (313 amino acids)
Cellular component (GO): cytoplasm
Molecular function (GO): GTPase activity
Source: RefSeq, a predicted model, not a curated record